Messenger RNA from Equus caballus (horse), 4792 nucleotides. Lineage: Eukaryota; Metazoa; Chordata; Mammalia; Perissodactyla; Equidae. The record is from RefSeq and is a predicted model, not a curated record.
UUUAAUUUAAUUCACUUAUUUUCACUUUGGGUUUUAAUGUUUCUUAAGAAAUCAUCUGACUGGGGUAGGAGUCCCCGUUUCUUUUUUAUUGUCUUGUGGUUUGAACUAGGAAGUUUUCUGCUGUAAUUACCUUAAUCUUAUCUAACUGAAUUUUUUAUGUAGAUUUCCUAUCUGAUGUGUGAGAUUUAUUUGUUCAUAAUUACAAGCCUUUCUUACAUAAGAUACUUCUCUUCCUUCCUCAUCUUUACAUUCCUUCCCUGUGAAAGUUUAUUACUGUUGGGACCUUAAGCUAUUCCUUUCACCUUCAGGGUCUUUAUUACUCAAAUUUUAGUUUACUUCCUCUUAGAAUUAUAGUACUUCGGAGUAAAGAGAGCUCUUCUAUUAUCAAUUUGGGGAAAUGAGGAACCAAAGAAAGGAAGAAUUUUACUCAAUGUCGUGGCUUGUCAACAGCAGAGCAUGGGUAGGAUUCACUUGAACACCAGCACUCUAGAUGUCUGUACAAGUUAAGUGUCUUGGGAUCCCAGAUCUAUUUUUAAAAGAUGGCAAGGGGCUGGCCUCAGUGCGCUGCACUUUGGUGGCCCAGGUUCACGAGCCCGGAUCCUGGGCUUGGGCCUACACCACUUGCCAGCCAUGCUGUGGAAGUGACCCACAUACAAAGUAGAGGAAGAUUAGCACAGAUGUUAGCUCAGGGCAAAUCUUCCUCAUCAAAAAAAAAAAAAAAAAAGAUAGGCAAAGUUUGAGAUCUGCGGUGUCUGCUCUUAAGAAUGCGUUUAAUAAGUGUGUGAAGUCUUUCUCUCAUGAUACAUAGUAACAAAUUGCUCUUGUGCGAAACUGUACAUGGAGAAAAAUUUUGCAACCUAUAUUCACAUCGUUUACUUAAAAUUUUAUUUUUUGAAUUUCCUAGUUAUUGAUCUAGCAAGUCUUCAUUUUUUUCAUUUUUCUAUGAAGGUGUCAUUAAGUAAAAAUUGUUUCCCUCAUUUAAUGGACUAUCUGAAAUGUCCUUUUUUUUCAGUCAUAAGGUUUUUCUUUCUCUGCUUCCAUAUAAAGGGGAUGACAGUAAAUAUCUGUCUCAAUGUCGAAAGCACUCUCUGCCUGCUUGCUGACAAGUAUCUGGAUGUGUUUUCUGCAUGAGUGAUGAACCUAAGCCCUUCCCUGCACAGUCACUAUACUUAUUUUACCCCAAGAAUCUGUCACUGUAAAACGUUUAACUCCAACUUAGAUAUGGUAAUAGGAGAAUAUAAAUAAUACAUAGUUAACCGCACUUCAACUCUGUCUGAUAUAAUUUAGCCGCCAUAUUCUUAGUGUGAAAAUCUGGAAACUUUCUCAAAGACCUCACAAGUAACAAAAUGGCCCCCUUGUCUUUUAUGCAUGUGACAGCUAAUAUAAUUUGCAUGAAUCACUAGGCCUUAUUGAAAAGAUGUAUUGAGAGCUGUUUGUUUCCUUGGCAUUCUUAUGUACAAAUAAGCAUGUUUUCAUAAAUAUCCUAUUAAAAAGAUGAAAUCUCAAAACCUAGAAAAGUAAGAACUCCAAUGUUCUAAAUUAAAGGACUCAAUAUAGCUAAGAGGCAAAUAAAGGACAUAGGCUCAAUGGCACACUGAAUAAAACUUUUCUAAAGAAGUAAAAAGGAAUCUAAUAUAUUGAUCUCAGGGGUUUGUGGAAGCCCUUUGCUAUUUCAGAAUUAAAUCUUAAUUAAAUAUAAACAAUGUCGCACGGUAAUACAUUAAGGAUACAGAAAAAUUAUUAGAAAUAAAAUAUAAUUAAACAUUUAGGAAUAAAAACAGAAUUGGUGUAGUAACUGGUUAGGACUCUGAGCGUCGCUGUUCACCAAAGUGGGAAAGAAGCUGCUGCUGAUGCGACCGGACUCUGCUCCUCCCGCGCUAAACACACACAGAUCAGACAAGCUGCUGAGAAAAUUAGCCCAUCCGCGCCCCUCUUCCAUUUCAACCAGGAAAUGUGUGCCCCUUCGCUUUAAAGAAAUAAGGAAACAGCAGGCUGGAACCAGAACUAAGAGAAUACUGGUCGGAGAGAAGGCAAUGGCGGAACCACUGAGGGGUUGGGUCUGCAGAGAGCUGCUCCCGCUCUUCGUGCUCCUGGGGACACUGUGGGGAGCCGGGGCCGGGCAGAUCCGCUAUUCAGUGCCAGAGGAGCUGGACAAAGGCUCUUUCGUGGGCAACAUCGCCAAGGAUCUGGGGCUGGAGCCCCGGCAGUUGGCGGAGCACGGAGUCCGCAUCGUCUCCAGAGGAAGGACAAAGCUUUUCGCUCUAAACCCCGGAAGCGGCAGCUUGGUCACCGCGGACAGGAUAGACCGGGAGGAGCUCUGCGCUCAGAGCGCGCGGUGCCUGGUGAGUUUUAACAUCUUGGUUGAGAAUAAAAUGAAAAUUUAUGAAGUGCAAGUAGAAAUAAUCGAUAUUAAUGAUAACUUCCCGCGUUUCCGGGAUGAGGAAGUAAAAGUAAAAGUUAAUGAAAAUGCGGCUAGGGGAACUCGGUUAGUGCUUCCCUUCGCUCGAGAUGCGGAUGUGGGUGUGAAUUCCCUCCAGAGUUACCAGCUCAGCUCCAAUAUGCACUUCUCUCUGGAUGAGAAAAACGGAACCGAUGGACAAAAAUACCCGGAGCUGGUACUGGAACGGCCCUUAGACCGCGAGAAAGUUGCUGUUCACGACCUCCUCCUCACAGCUUUAGACGGCGGAGACCCCAUACUCUCUGGUACUACACACAUCCGCAUCAUGGUCCUUGACGCAAACGAUAACGCGCCCCUGUUCACGCAAUCGGAGUACAGAGUGAGUGUUCCAGAGAACAUACCUGUGGGCACUCGGCUGCUCACACUAACCGCCACGGAUCCAGAUGAGGGAAUAAACGGGAAACUGACCUACUCUUUUCGCAAUGAAGAAGACAAAAUUUCAGAGACUUUCCAACUUGAUUCCAACCUGGGUGAAAUCUCAACUGUGCAAUCACUGGAUUAUGAAGAAUUCAGAUUCUAUGUCAUGGAAGUGGUAGCUCAGGAUGGAGGUGCUCUUCUUGCCAGCGCUAAGGUGCUGGUCACAGUACAGGACGUGAAUGACAAUGUCCCGGAAGUGAUCCUCACUUCUCUCACCAGUUCCGUCCCUGAAGACUGUCUUCCUGGAACCGUAAUUGCGCUGUUUAGUGUACAUGAUGGCGAUUCCGGAGAGAAUGGAGAGAUUGCAUGUUCUAUUCCCAGGAACUUACCCUUUAAAUUGGAAAAGUCAGUUGGUAAUUACUAUCAUUUAUUGACAACGAGAGCCCUGGACAGAGAAGGGAUCUCAGAUUAUAACAUCACAGUAACUGUCAUUGACCGUGGAAACCCACCACUGUCUACAGAAAACCACAUCUCCCUGAAAGUGGCAGACAUCAAUGACAACCCUCCUAUCUUCCCUCAAACCCGCUACUCCACCUACAUCCCAGAAAACAACCCCAGAGGCAUCUCCAUCUUCUCUGUAACUGCCCAUGAUCCCGACAGUGGCAGCAAUGCCCAGGUCACCUACUCUCUGGCCAAGGACACAUUUCAGGAAAUGCCUUUGUCCUCCUAUGUUUCCAUCAACUCUGACACUGGUGUCCUCUAUGCACUGGGCUCUUUCGACUAUGAGCAGGUUGGAGACCUCCAGCUGUGGGUGAUUGCCAGUGACAGCGGAGACCCUCCACUUAGCAGCAAUGUGUCACUGAGCAUAUUUGUGCUAGACCAGAAUGACAACGUGCCGGAGAUCCUGUACCCCUCGCUCCCCACUGAUGGUUCCACAGGCGUGGAGCUGGCACCUCGCUCUGCAGAGCCUGGCUACCUAGUGACCAAGGUGGUAGCAGUGGACAGAGACUCAGGCCAGAAUGCCUGGCUGUCCUACCGCCUGCUCAAGGCCAGUGAGCCAGGGCUCUUCACGGUGGGGCUGCACACCGGUGAGGUACGCACAGCGCGGGCCCUUCUGGACAGAGAUGCACUCAAGCAGAGCCUGGUGGUAGCAGUCCAGGACCAUGGCCAGCCCCCUCUCUCAGCCACCGUCACGCUUACUGUCGCCAUUGCUGACAACAUCCCAGAUGUCCUCGCGGACCUGGGAAGCCUGGAGCCCUCAGCCAAUCCUGACAACUCCAGCCUCACCCUGUACUUGGUGGUGGCGGUGGCUGCUGUCUCCUGCGUCUUCCUCGCCUUUGUCAUCGUGCUGCUGGCGCUCAGACUGCGGCGCUGGCACAGGUCCCGCUUGCUCCAGGCUUCAGGAGGCGGGUUGGUGGGCGUGCCCGCCUCGCACUUUUUGGGCGUGGACGGGGUGCGCGCUUUCCUGCAGACCUAUUCCCACGAGGUCUCCCUCACUGCGGACUCGCGGAAGAGUCACCUGAUCUUCCCCCAGCCCAACUACGCGGACAUGCUCAUUAGCGAAGAGAGUUGUGAGAAAAGUGAGCCUCUUCUGAUACCUGAGAAGAUAAAUGCAAAUGAAGAAGAACUAGGCAUUGUUCAGGUGAGUUUUCUUUUUCAAUAAGGAUGCUUGAAGCAUUUUCUUCCUUUGUUUCCUCAAUCAUUUUUCUGCCACAUUCAAAAUCUGUUAAUUAUAUAAAUAGUGAAUCAUUGUUUGCUUCAUUUAGAGAUUAACUUGCUUUAAUAUGAUAAUUGAUGGUUUCUCCGUCUGCUUUCAAAUUAUAUUUUGGGUUUAAUGUCUUCUUUUUUAACACGUGGAUAUUUUAGAAAAUCUAGCUGAUAUCCAUAGACUUAAGUGAAACAACUACUUUAAAAGAAAAUGGUUAGGGGCCAGUCCCGUGGCCGAGUGGUUAAGUUCAUGUGCUCCGCUUUGGCGGC